GCGCUGGCCGUGCGCUGCUGCAGGUGAGCGCCGCCGGCCCGGGACGCCGCUGGCACCGCUGCCCCGCGCCUGCCCUCGCUCGGUUCAGUUCUAGCGUGCGCUUCCAGCCCCGCAGAAGGAAAAUGAUUCAAAUCUUAGAUCCGAGACCCUUGCCAAACUCCAUCAUGCCUGUGGAUGUGGCCAUGAGAAUCUGCCUAGCCCAUUCACCACCACUGAAGAGCUUCCUCAGCCCCCUUGAGAGCUGCCAGAGAAAUAACUUUGUGAACAGAUUUAAACCUCUCAGACCAUGUCUCCAUGUGAGACGUGACUCUGAGGCACAGAACAGUGACUGGAACCACUCAGCAGCCCGAGCCAAGAAGCGAGUUGUGUUUGCAGACUCAAAGGGGCUCUCCCUGACAGCAAUACACACCUUCUCAGACAUCCAGGAGCACCCUGGCUGGGACCUCCAGUUUGAUCUUAUAGGUCUUGAAAGCAUAACAUCUAACCUGAAGCUUCAUGAGGAGAAAAACUUGAUUCUGGAUUUCCCACGUCCCUCAGCUGACUACCUGGACUUCAGGAACCGCCUGCAAAAGAACUUGGUCUGUCUGGAGAACUGCAGCCUUCAAGAGAAGGUGUUGUCAGGCACUGUGAAAGUAAAAAAUGUGAGCUUUGAGAAGAAGGUUCAUGUUCGAAUCACCUUUGAUACGUGGAAGACUUACACGGACGUUGAGUGUGUAUACAUGAACAAUGUUUAUGGUGAUUCUGAAAAUGAUACCUUCUCAUUCACAGUUGACUUGCCUCCUGCCAUUCCUUCUCAAGAGAAAAUAGAGUUCUGCAUUUCCUACCAAAGUGGAGAGCGUACCUUCUGGGACAAUAAUGAGGGGCAGAAUUACAAGAUUCUCCAUGCAGAGUGGAAAUCUGAUGGUGUUCGGAUACCAUCUGCCACAAAAGACUGUUUUGAUGUUCCAACUCCAAGGAGAGGGCAGGAGAGAGAGCCCGAUCAUCUUGGCAGCCCAAGGCUGUCCAGUGGCCUCUUCCCCCAGUGGCAGAGCUCAGGUGGGAUUGAAAAUUCAUCACCAUAUUGGUGACAGACACUAGCUUGGAAGUGUUCUUCCACUUGGCAACAAACCAGCGUUAGCUUUCUGGUUCACAUAACUAUAUAACAAAACCACUGGUAGGUGUGGCUGCCUUUGCAACUCUAAACUCAGCAGUCUGUGGGACUCGUUAAGCCAUAUUAUGUUAUUGAAGUUCUUAGCCAAAACUCAACCUUGGAAAUAAAGACAAACAAGAUAAAACCCAUGUGUAUACCAACUACUAGAAAUAGCAUGCCUGUAUCUUAAGUAUAUGCUACUUGCUUUCUGCUGUUAUCACUCCUGAGUCAUUAGGCAGGAGACUCUGUUAGGAGCCAUGGAAGGUGACAGUAUCUUAGCAAGCUGUAGCAGCUGUAUGUGUGUGUGUGCACAGAGGUGUUGUCACAGAAGCAGAACAUCACAGUCCAUUUUGUGCCUGUUAGUGCAGCAGAGCUGAGGCAGUGCUCUCAGGACCGAGGCUUGCAAAUGACCUACAUGCUUGUAGCAGUGACAGGUAGGACUGCAUGGCUAGGAUUUGUGGCUUCAAUAAGGGUUAGGAAACUUGGAGUGGAUAAUGGAAAAGUGGGAGAAGGGGAAGAGGUAAGAUGUGCUGCCUAACUUGGAGAUGGCAAUGUGUUGAUGUCUUCAAAACUGGCUUUCUAAGGAAAGGAAAAGUUUAUGGUAAAAAGGAGAACACAGAAAAUGAUGCAAAGCGAGUGGUGGAAGUGACUUUGGGAAGACAUCUCUGACCUCACUGGCCUUGGGAAUAAUGGAUAUCUUGCAUUUAAGAUCAAAUCUAACCUUGAUUUCUACCUCCAUCAUUUUACUUACUUGUCAGGCUGAUUGUUAUCUUCUAAUGUUAAAAGAAAAAUGUGCCUUUAAAAAACAGUUACUAUACAUGCCAAAAGUAAAGGCUGAAGCCAAGGUUAGUGUACAGACUUUGAGUGAUUUGUAAAUGUCUUAGCCUGUGGCAGCAUUAGGUGAUUUCACUCAUUUCCUGAUCCAGUCUUACAACACCUAAUGGUUGAGUAUCCUGCUCCCUAUUGCAGAGUCAGAGAGAACUUUUGAAAAGUGUGUAACAUAGGAAAGGUCCUUCAUAUUGAAGACAGUGAAUUAGCUGCAGUUGAUGAAAGCUAAUUUCUUUUAAAGAGCAGAAUUGCUGCUAGUUUUUUUCUAGAAUGAAUAUAGGCUUGCACAUAAAUAGAAAGCUGCUCAGUUUUAUUGUACCUCAUUUUAGAAGUUUUUUUUAAACAAGCGUGUAUUUUAUAUCAUCUGCUUGUAAUUUAGCUUCCUGAGCUGUCAAACUGUAAACAUGGUCUGUGUUUUUCAUGCAAGAUUUGUGUGGGAAAUUGUCUAGCACAUACUCAGCAGUUGUAAAUAUUGGCACCCUUUUAACUGUACAGAAGUGAUGUUAACAUCAAAAUACAUGUGACUUGUAAGAUAGCCUGAGUCUGAAGCUACUUGCAGUAUAAUAAGAAGAUAAAUGCUAAGAAGAAGUCUGUCUCUUCCACUAAUUGCACUUUUUUUUUUUAAUGUAAGCCAUGCUGUUAAGUGUCAACUAGCUAUUUUAAGAAUAAAUUGUAUUUUGAUA
Molecule: messenger RNA, 2640 nt
Organism: Phasianus colchicus (ring-necked pheasant)
Lineage: Eukaryota; Metazoa; Chordata; Aves; Galliformes; Phasianidae
Gene: PPP1R3C
Product: protein phosphatase 1 regulatory subunit 3C
Biological process (GO): regulation of glycogen biosynthetic process
Cellular component (GO): protein phosphatase type 1 complex
Molecular function (GO): glycogen binding; protein phosphatase 1 binding
Source: RefSeq, a predicted model, not a curated record